GGGGUCUGUGGCUGUGUGUCAGCGCAUCGUGCUCCCGAGGGCUGCAGUAUCUUCGAAAAAACCUUCUUCGCCUGAGGGAGGGUAUUAGAAAAUAAACAGGCUGCGUGCAAAUCCGGAAUGUGGUGGCGGAGGUGCUGGUGCCCGGCGGAAUGCAGAUUCUGUGGGGUGGUGGUCAGCCCAGAAAUGUGCAGCCUUUUAGUGAUGAAGAUGCUUCAAUUGAAACUAUGAGCCACUGCAGUGGCUUCAGUGAUCCUGCUAGCUUCACUGAGGAUGGGCCUGAAGUUGAUGAAGAAGCCACUCAAGAAGACUUAGAAUACAAAUUGAAGGGAUUUAUUGAUCUUACGUUGGAUAAGAGUGCAAAGACAAGACAAGCAGCUCUUGAAAGUCUGAAAAGUGCUUUUUCUUCUAAAAUACUAUAUGAAUUUGUCAUGGAAAGGAGAAUGACACUAACUGAUAGCAUUGAACGCUGCAUAAAGAAAGGUAAGAGCGACGAACAGUGUGCAGCUGCCGGACUGGCAUGUCUUCUGUGUGUGCAGAUGGGGUCAGGAAUUGAAAGUGAAGAGAUUUUUAAGACCCUUGGUCCGGUUCUGAAGAAGAUUGUCUGUGAUGGAACAGCCAGUAUCCAAGCCAGACAGGCUUGUGCAACCUGCUUAGGGAUUUGCUGUUUCAUUGUCACUGAUGACAUUACGGAACUGUACUCUACUAUGGAAUGCCUGGAAAACAUCUUCACAAAGGCCUAUCAGCGAGAUAGAGACACUAAUGGUGUAUCGAGUACCCACAAUACCGUGCUUCACAUCAGUGCUCUCUUAGCAUGGACGUUGUUGUUGACCAUCUGUCCAAUGAAUGAAGUGAAGAAGAAAAUUGAAAUGCACUUGCAUAAACUUCCAAGUCUGCUGUCUUGUGAUGAUCUCAACAUGAGGAUAGCUGCUGGAGAAACACUAGCCCUUCUGUUUGAACUGGCACGCGAAACGGACACUGAUUUCUUUUAUGAAGAUAUGGAACUUCUAACCGAGAAACUAAGAGCUCUGGCCACUGAUGGAAACAAGCACCGAGCCAAAGUAGAUAAAAGAAAGCAGCGAUCUGUCUUCAGAGAUGUUCUACGAGCUGUUGAGGAGCGUGACUUUCCUACAGAGAUGGUGAAGUUUGGACCUGAGCGCAUGUAUAUUGACUGCUGGGUUAAAAAACAAACUUAUGAUACCUUCAAGGAGAUUCUGGGCUCAGGGAUGCAGUAUCAUUUGCAGUCAAAUGACUUUCUUCGGAAUGUGUUUGAGCUUGGUCCACCAGUAAUGCUAGAUGCUGCAACUCUUAAAACAAUGAAGAUAUCCCGUUUUGAAAGGCACUUGUACAACUCUGCAGCAUUCAAGGCUCGGACAAAGGCUAGAAGUAAAUGUCGUGAUAAAAGAGCAGACGUGGGGGAAUUUUUCUAGAUCUCCUUUUCCAUGAAGUUCAAUUUUCAUAAUUAAAAUAGAUUUGUAACUUUUAACUUUUUAAUUUCUGUAAUCACAGUUUGCACUUGUGCCCAGGGAUGUUGUAUAAAGUCUGUAAAUAUAAUGCAUGUUGUUGCUUAGUCGCAUACGCACUGUAUAUAGAUUGACAUAAGGUUGGGUGCAGGGAUAUAUGAUAAUGCUUGCGGUAGAUGCAACUUGCUCCAAAGGUUGAAUAUAUUGUAACUGAACUGUGAAAUGAGGCGCAUAACCGUAGUCAAAUGCCAUGUGUCAGAUUGGAUUCCUUACUUUAUAUAAAGGUAAAUUAAAUUAAUUCAUUGACCAAGUAUUUUGGUAAAAGUGUGCUAAUAUGAAAGGAUGAACUUGUUCAUGUGAAGUUAUUUUAGUAACUUUUUUAAACUCUUCAGUGGCAGGCGGACAAAGAAAUUUCUACAUAGUAUGAUUUUAUCCUGAAGGGGAGUAUGAAGUUCAAUUGCCUUCACUU
This is a messenger RNA of Egretta garzetta (little egret), 1929 nucleotides long. RefSeq names its product interferon related developmental regulator 1 (gene IFRD1). Gene Ontology annotation, cellular component: nucleus. The transcript has 12 exons. Lineage: Eukaryota; Metazoa; Chordata; Aves; Pelecaniformes; Ardeidae. Bases 150 to 1427 code for a protein of 425 amino acids. The record is from RefSeq and is a predicted model, not a curated record.